AUGACGACGGAAUACCCAGAUAUGGACUCUAGAGAGGCUUCAGUUCGACGUUCAUCAUCUAAGAGUUUCAAAGGAAUUGCCCGCAUAUUUAAGCCUGACGUGGCCAAGACCUGCAACAUGAAAAUACGGAUAACCUCAUUCCGGGAAAACCGCAAACACUAUUCCUCUGCACAGCAACAACGGCAGGCGUUACAGGAGCCCGAAAGCCUUUUGAGGGAAAUUCCAGCGCUAGACUUUCAAAAGCUGAAGGCUGAUCUCUAUGUGGAUUUGGCCUACACCAACAACCUGUUGCGACAGCGAGUACAUCGGGACAACUUGACGAAUCUGGUGGCCCAAAUCACUGAGUGUCUGCGGCUUAUCCGCUGUAGAGUCGCCACCGCGGCCGCCUACAUCCAGACAGACGGACUUCCCACCCUUCCCAUCUCUGUGUCCGCCUCAACCGUCGGCUCUGGAGCAGCAGCAUUCAGGUCGACAGCCAUCACUUCGAAACCUGAGAGGCAUUAUUGCAGUGAAAAUCGGGUAAUUCUUGAAGCAGUAAGUCGGUUCGAAAACGCAUACGUGGCGUUUGCCGGUUGGUUAACAGAACUGGCGACACUCAAUCCACCCCCAAUGGAAGUGCUACCCGUCACCCUGGGCAGAGAAACACCUGCUGGGCAGCCCUGUGUGAAUCCCUCCACCUCCACUACUGCCACCGCUACAACAAAGAAAGGCGGUCUUCGUGUCACCCUCCCCCUACCUGUCACUCGUCCUCCCUCCUCCUCAUCCUCCGCCCAUUCGUCUGACUCGCCUCGCCCUGACGAUGUGAUCACUCCUGACGAUGUUGGCGAGGUUAUGGCGCGUGGCAACGCCUGCUUCCUGGCCAUUCAAACCGCCGCCGAGGUGAGAAUUCACCCAUCUGUUGCAUUUAGCCUCUCAAUAAAUCAUAUUGCGCUAUUUUCAGCCAGUUGA
This is a messenger RNA of Hydatigera taeniaeformis, 948 nucleotides long. Lineage: Eukaryota; Metazoa; Platyhelminthes; Cestoda; Cyclophyllidea; Taeniidae. The record is from the annotation of a GenBank genome assembly.